Knipowitschia caucasica is the source of this 708-nucleotide messenger RNA. NCBI's taxonomy places the organism in Eukaryota, Metazoa, Chordata, Actinopteri, Gobiiformes, Gobiidae. The record is from the annotation of a GenBank genome assembly.
AUGAAAAGAGGCCAGAAGAAGCACUUGUACAAGCUGAAAGGCAGCAACCGGCAGCACCACAACUAUCAAUUGGACACAAAGCUGAUGAGCUGCCCCCCCCCACACUUUGGCUCCCAAGGCUGGCGCAACCAGAGCUCCCCCGCAACGAAGCACCCCAGCCACUGCAUUGGCGUGGCGCAUCAGGCCCCAGCCCAAGGAGCAGCGGACCCGGCCCAGCGGAGCAGCGGACCCGGCCCAGCGGAGCAGCGGACCCGGCCCAGCGGAGCAGCGGACCCGGCCCAGCGGAUCCAGCUCAGGGGAGCACUGUAUAUAACGCCAGACGAGCUGAGUACUUACAGGGACGUGAACAAGCUGCCCCAGACUCUGUGUGUGUGCGUGCGCGUGAGACCGGCGCCUGAUUGCUUGCUCUCUCAGCAGCUACCCUGGUGUGGCGCACCAAGCCCCAGUGGAGCAGCAGACCCGGCCCAGCAGAGCGGAGCAGUGCGCCAGGCCCAGCCCGAGCCCCAGCAGAGCGGAGCAGCGCGCGCCAGGCCCAGCCCGAGCCCCAGCAGAGCGGAGCAGCGCGCGCCAGGCCCAGCAGAGAGCGGCCCCAGCAGAGAGCGGCCCCAGCAGAGAGCGGCCCCAGCAGAGAGCGGCCCCAGCAGAGAGCGGCCCCAGCAGAGAGCGGCCCCAGCAGAGAGCGGCCCCAGCAGAGAGCGGCCCCCUUAA